Molecule: messenger RNA, 2168 nt
Organism: Ceratosolen solmsi marchali
Lineage: Eukaryota; Metazoa; Arthropoda; Insecta; Hymenoptera; Agaonidae
Gene: tup
Product: LIM1_Isl and LIM2_Isl domain-containing protein tup
Exons: 6
Coding region: 259-1620 (453 amino acids)
Biological process (GO): axonogenesis; positive regulation of transcription by RNA polymerase II; neuron fate specification
Molecular function (GO): DNA binding; DNA-binding transcription factor activity, RNA polymerase II-specific
Source: RefSeq, a predicted model, not a curated record
CGUCAGUUCGAGUCGGUCAGUCAGUGCGAGUCGCGAGUCGUACGGCGUUCGCUCACGAAGCUGGUGCGUCGUCAAUAACGCAAGGGUUGCCAGAGGCCCACGAGGUACGCGCGCCGAGUGUGACCCGGAUGGGCGCGGGGCCGUGCGUGGGCCGCGGCGCCCCCCUCAGCCGCAACUGUUAAAUAUCCCCGCUACUUGCCGUCAAGCCCCAAGAUUACGCGCAGAUCGCCGUGCGCCGGGGGCGGACCGCCGGGCGCGAUGCAGCGUACGGCCGCUGGGCCCGGACCUCUGGGCCUGCAGGGCCCGCCCAGGUCGCUCAAGAUCUCGCCGGUCAAGCUGCAGGACGAGGCCGGCGAUCCCAUGUCCCAGAAGGGUAGGAGCUCGCUGUGCGUCGGCUGCGGGGGUCGCAUUCACGACCAGUGGAUCCUGAGGGUAGCCCCGGACCUCGAGUGGCACGCAGCAUGCCUCAAGUGCGCCGCCUGUCAGCAAUUCCUUGACGAGAGCUGCACCUGCUUCGUGCGCGAUGGCAAGACAUAUUGCAAGGACGACUACGUUAGACUCUUCGGCACAAAAUGCGACAAGUGCCGACUGUCAUUCAACAAGAACGACUUCGUGAUGCGCGCCAAGACGAAGAUCUACCACCUGGAGUGCUUUCGAUGCUCGGCGUGCAUGCGCCAACUGGUGCCGGGCGACGAGUUCGCCCUAAGGUCCGACGGCUUGUUCUGCCGGCACGAUCACGAUGCCCUCGAGGGCGAGAAGCUCUGCGGGGGUGGCGUCGCCACGACUAUCGCCGGCAACGAGAACAACAACAAUGCCAACCUCACCAACAAUAAUCACCAUCUGCACCCUAACGACGGCUCGCUGUCGGACUCGGGCUCGGAAAGCGGCUCGCACAAGACGGUGGGCGGUAGCCGGAGCACCGCCGGUCACAAGGGCGGCGGCUCCGACGGCAAGCCAACGCGCGUGCGCACAGUCCUGAACGAGAAGCAGCUCCAUACCCUGCGCACCUGUUACGCAGCCAAUCCCCGCCCGGACGCUCUCAUGAAGGAGCAGCUCGUCGAGAUGACGGGCUUGAGUCCGCGCGUCAUCAGGGUCUGGUUUCAGAACAAGCGCUGCAAGGACAAGAAGAAGACCAUCGCCAUGAAGCAACAGAUGCAGCAAGAGAAGGACGGGCGGAAAUUGGGUUUCGGUGGUAUGCACGGUAUUCCCAUGGUCGCCAGCAGUCCUGUACGGCACGAGAGUCCCAUUGGUAUGACUCCCCUCGAGGUGCAGGCGUACCAGCCGCCCUGGAAGGCCCUGUCCGACUUCGCACUACACACCGACCUGGACAGACUCGAUCCGAACGCGCCUUCCUUCCACCACUUGGUCUCUCAGAUGCACGGCUACGAUAUGCACGGCGGUGGACCACCUCAGUUACCACCCCCGGGGAUGAUGGGUGGGCCGAUGGGCGAAGCCGGGGGUGGUGGCCCUCUACCACCACCUGGACCCCACCAUCCGGGCGGGGGUAAUGGACCCGGAUCUGGGCCCGAUAUGGGCCAACAUCCCGACAGUACCGAUAGCUAUGUGACUUAUCUGGAGAGCGACAGCGACUCGCUUCACCACGACACCGGCAGCCCCUAGUGUCGAUCCCUCGAUCUUUAGGUGCCUUCGGCUCCCGCCCUACCCCGCCAUAGAUGACAACGAUGACCGUUAGCUGGAUAAGCCUCGUCGCGUGCAUUAAGCAUGAGCGACGUGACGAAGCGAGUACUGCGAAGCAAGGAUCGUCGGUAAUAACGGAGCAUUCUACUUGACCGACCGUAUAUUAGUUACCCGAAGGUUAUCGUUUCUCGGCUAGAGCGUACCGUGCGAAUUUCGACGAAGUCACGCGCUAGGUCGUUUCAUCGUUUGAUUUUCCACGAUGAAAAGUGUCUUUAGAGAACAAAGUAAGGACUAGAUAUGCUUCGGACUACUCACCACAUUAUUGGUAAUUGAAAUAAGCGAUGUGACAAUUUUACAGACAAACUUAGAGAAAUAAAGUAAGGACAUUUUUAAACCGUCAUAAAUUUAUGGUCGGUAAAAUAGACACAUGAAAAUAUAAAUUCAAUAAGAUGCGUUGAAUAAUUGCUAAUUUACUCGUUUGCAAGUGUCUAUUUUCAUUAAAUAAUAGUUCAUUAAAUCAUUAAAUAUGG